Molecule: messenger RNA, 3893 nt
Organism: Xylaria bambusicola
Lineage: Eukaryota; Fungi; Ascomycota; Sordariomycetes; Xylariales; Xylariaceae
Product: Pro-apoptotic serine protease NMA111
Exons: 4
Coding region: 287-3556 (1089 amino acids)
Biological process (GO): proteolysis
Molecular function (GO): serine-type endopeptidase activity; protein binding
Source: RefSeq, a predicted model, not a curated record
GCCAGCUUUACAUAAACUUACAAAACCUGUUGCUCAUUGAAGCGCGUGCGACAUCCGACUUGAUUCAGGCCAUCAUCCAUUCAUUUGUAUCAAUGGGUGACGUGCUUUCUUUUCUUUUCUUCCAUCUUCUGUUCCACAGUGAUUGUUGUUUUCUUCUAGUGUAGAAUUAUUUCGACAUUCCGAUGCGACGACGCUCUUGUCUCGACUGUCAGCCGGAUCACGUAUCAAAGAAAGGGUGCUUGCUGUGUGGUAUUCCUCGAUAGCCGCUGCCGCAAAUCGGCGCUGAAUGAGGUGUUCUCUUCCUGCUCUUCGGGCCCUGAGCAGCGUUUCUGUUCUUGUACGGACAAAUCAAAUCCCCUUCCCCCCAGCAGCACGACAUCCGCACCACCGAAUUCAUCGCGUUAUUCGUCAUCCGAAUCGCCUGUUCACCGCGUUCCCGAGAUCACAGCAGUCCGCCGCCAUGAAUGCAGGAAGUCCCACCUCGAGAUCGAAGCGUAAGGCCCCUUCUCCCGUGGAGGAUCGGCCUCUGAAGCAGCUGCGUCAUGCUCCAAAUGGCAAGAAUUCUCCCGGAGAUAACACACCCGACGUCGAGCUUACAGGCUUCAUGUCAAAGAGCGAACAGGAAGACGACGUCCCUGUCUUCUAUCAAGCACAGACCGCCGACACAGCAGAGUGGCAAGCCACUAUCGAGAAUGUAGUGCGAUGCGUAGUCUCCAUUCGAUUCUGUCAGACUUGCUCCUUCGAUACCGAUGCUGCUUGCGCUAGUGAGGCCACGGGUUUCGUCGUAGACGCUGAGAGAGGUCUCAUCAUCACAAAUCGACACGUGGUUGGCGCUGGUCCCUUCACAGGCUACGUUGUCUUCGACAACCAUGAAGAAGUCGAUGCGUAUCCCGUCUAUCGCGACCCUGUUCACGAUUUUGGCAUCCUCCGCUUUGAUCCCAAGGCUAUCAAGUACAUGCCUGUGUCCGCUCUGCCACUUCGACCAGAUUUCGCUAAGGUCGGUGUCGAGAUUCGAGUAGUUGGAAACGAUGCAGGCGAAAAGCUAAGUAUUCUAUCGGGUGUGAUAAGUCGCCUCGAUCGCAAUGCUCCCGAAUAUGGAGAAGGCUACAGUGAUUUCAACACCUGCUACUACCAAGCAAACGCCGCCGCUAGUGGAGGUAGUUCCGGAAGUCCCGUCGUCAACAUUGACGGCUAUGCCAUUGCUCUACAAGCCGGUGGCAGAUCUGACGGCGCGUCAACAGAUUAUUUCCUUCCUCUAGAUCGUCCCUUACGAGCUCUACGUUGCAUUCAAGAAGGUAAACCUGUCGAUCGCGGGACUAUUCAAUGCCAAUUCCUUCUUAAACCCUUCGACGAGUGUCGGCGUCUCGGCCUAAGCCAAUCCUGGGAGGCCGCAGCUCGCGAAGCAUUCCCUAAGGCCACCAACAUGCUGGUAGCUGAAAUUGUCUUACCCGAUGGCCCUUCACAUCACAAGGUUGAAGAAGGUGAUGUUUUAUUGAAGGUGAACGGAGAGAUGGUCACACAGUUCAUUCGUUUGGACGACAUCCUAGAUUCUAGCGUGGGUAAAACCGUUCGAUUAAUGCUACAACGAGGUGGUGAGGAUGUCGAAGUGGAUGUCCAGGUCGGCAACCUUCACGAUAUCACGCCAGACCGCUUCGUCACUGUAGCGGGAGGGAGCUUCCACGAUCUUUCCUACCAACAAGCACGCCUAUAUGGCGUCGCAUGCAAAGGGGGAGGUGUCUUUGUGUGUGAAUCUACUGGAUCUUUCCGUGUAGACUCUACCGAUAGUGGAUGGAUGGUCCAAAGUGUGGAUCACAAGAAAACUCCUGAUCUGAAGACUUUUAUUGAAGUCAUGAAACAAAUUCCCGAUAGAGCCCGCGUUGUCAUUACGUAUAAAAACUUGCGCGACUUACACACUCUUAACACGACGAUUGUAACUAUUGACAGGCACUGGUCCACCAAGAUGCGACUAGCAGUGCGAAAUGACACCACCGGAUUAUGGGACUUCGAAGAUAUAGCCGAUCCCUUGCCGCCAGUGCCACCAGUGCGCACAAAGGCGGCUUUCAUCCAGCUAGAGCAUACCUCACACCCGGCUGUUGCGGACUUGGUUCGGAGUUUUGUUCGGGUUACGUGUGUGUUACCUCUGAAGCUAGACGGAUUUCCUCGAAACCGCAAAUGGGGCAUGGGUUUAGUGAUUGACGCGGAAAAGGGUCUUGUGGUAAUCUCGAGAGCCGUCGUGCCCUAUGACUUGUGUGAUAUCUUAAUCACUAUCGCCGACUCUGUCCUGGUUCAGGGGAAAGUCGUGUUCUUACAUCCCUUACAGAAUUACGCCAUUGUUCAAUAUGAUGCUAGUCUUGUCGACGCGCCGAUUUUGAGUGCAAAGCUCAGCACCGACUACAUCACACAAGGCGCAUCUACGACAUUUAUUGGUUACAACCGAAGUGGUCGUAUCGUGCACGCGGCUACCACAGUGACGGAGGUUACUGCCGUCUCAAUCCCUGCGAACUCUGGUGCGCCCAGAUAUCGUGCUACUAAUGUUGACGCUAUCACCGUCGAUACUAGCCUUAGCCAGCAGUGUGGUAGCGGCGUGCUUGUUGAUAGUCAAGGCACUGUUCAAGCCUUAUGGCUUACGUACCUGGGUGAAAGAGUUCAUGGCUCUAGAGACGAGGAAUAUCACCUUGGUCUCGCAACACCGACACUGAUACCUGUGGUCUCGCUAAUCCAACAGGGGCGGACACCGAGCUUGCGGAUGCUGUCGAUGGAGUUCCGUGCCAUCUCCAUGUCCCAGGCUCGCAUUAUGGGGGUAUCAGAGGAUUGGAUACAGCGAGUCUCGGAAGUGAGCAAGCAUACCCACCAUUUUUUCAUGGUCUCGAAACUCACAUUCGAGCGCGGAAACCACCCAACUGUUCUCCUCGAGGGCGACGUUAUUCUAACCCUGAAUGGAAGAAUGAUGACGCGUGUGGCAGAGCUUGAUAUCAUGUAUACGAAUGAUGUCCUCGACGCAGUCAUUCUUCGUGAGAGCCAAGAAAUGCAUCUCAAAGUACCAACAGUAACCCUAGAUGACGUUGAGACUGAACACGCCAUUUCAUUCUGUGGUGCCAUCCUACAUGCACCACAUCUUGCCGUGAGGCAACAAAUCAGCCAACUACAUAGCGAGGUUUAUGUGUCGGCAAGGAGCCGCGGAUCACCAUCAUAUCAGUACGGACUUGCUCCUACGAACUUCAUCACCCACGUCAACGGAAAGCCAACGCCAGACCUGAAAACAUUCCUAGAUACCGUGGUCAAAAUCCCUGACAACACUUACUUCCGAGUUCGUGCAAUGACAUUUGAUAAUGUCCCGUGGGUUGUCACGAUGAAGAAGAAUGAGCACUACUUCCCCACGAUGGAGUGGGUCAAGGAUGGGUCAGAGCCAUGCGGCUGGAAGCGCGUGACAUACCAGAGCAGUGGCAAGGCUAUAGAAGGCGAUCCCACCGAUGGCAUGGUGCCCACGACAGGGGAGGACCUCGGGGAUAACGACGGCGAAAUCGUAGAUGAUCCAUACACCGCCAGCGCCGCUUAAGCACGAUAUCGCAUUCUUUAUUGUAUAACCCUGGGGGGUUAUAUAUUGUAAUAUCUUUUGUAGCAUAAGAUAGAUUGCGUAUUGGGUUCAAGAAGAGUGAGGAAGGGUUGAAACUCGCUGCAAGGAAAACCUGGUCGGCGCAUAUUCAAGUUGUACUGUAGUACUUGUCACGUCUAGAUAGCAUACGCUGUACCUUACUCUUAAUAGAUAUCUGCUUCAAGGCUUAUAUUAUAAACAGAAGGCAUAUCUCAUACCUAUAUAUACAUAUAUGUAAUGAUAUUUAUAGUUGCCAGAUAUAACAAGUUUGGUAUUAUUUUUAAUAAAAGCAGUAUUUGGG